AUGUGGACAACCACCAGCGGCUUGAGUGGUCGAUCGCUCCGGUUGAGCAUCACCAUCGCUGCUGUCGUGGGUUUCUCGCUCUUCGGCUACAAUCAGGGUAUGAUGGCCGGCCUUCUCAACGGCGACGAGUUUGUAAACUCCUUCCCAAUCCUCAGAAUGCCCGAGGAUGCGACCUCGGCGCAAGAACAAUACGUCAACGUCAUCCGCGGUGCUGUCACAUCCUGCUAUGAGCUUGGAUGCUUCUUCGGCGCGUUAUUCUCCAUGUUUUUCGGAGACAGACUCGGCCGCACAUGUCUCAUCUUUAUGGGUGCCAGUAUCUUGAUCAUUGGUGCCGUCAUUACAUCUGUCUGCUUCACCGGAAACUGGGAAGUCGGUCAGUUCGUCAUCGGCCGUGUUGUAUCUGGAAUUGGCAACGGUAUGAACACCGCCACAAUCCCAGUCUGGCAGUCGGAAUGCUCCGGUGCCCACAAUCGUGGAUUCCUGGUCUGUUUUGAAGGUGCGAUGAUCGCUGGUGGCACCUUUAUUGCCUACUGGGUCGUCUUCGGUCUCUCGCACGCCGCAGAUAGUGUCCAGUGGCGAUUCCCCAUCGCACUCCAGAUCUUGUUCGCUAUAGUUGUGGCCGGCGGUGCCUUGAUGCUUCCGGAUUCCCCCUCGUGGUUUGUGUCUAGAGGACAUGACAAGGAGGCCUGCGAGGUGCUCGCUAGACUCAAUGGCACCACUGUUGAUGACGACAAAGUACUUAAAGAAUUCAAUUUCUUAAAGCAGGACGUGGAAUCUUCGAAGCGCACACAGGCAGGCUGGUCGGCAAUCUUCAAAACCAGCAAGACCCAGGAUCUCCAGCGCCUCCUCAUUGGUUGCUCUGGCCAGUUCUUCCAGCAGUUCACCGGCUGUAACGCUGCUAUCUACUACUCAACGCUACUUUUCCAGGAAAACCUGCACAUGGAGAAAACCCUAUCUCUGAUCAUGGGUGGUGUGUUCGCUACCGUCUAUGCCAUUGCAACCAUCCCCUCCUUUUUCAUGAUUGAGAGAGUUGGCCGUCGCAAUUUGUACUUGAUUGGUUUCCUCGGCCAGGGACUCAGUUUUGUUAUCACAUUCGCUUGCUUGAUCAAGGAGAGCGAGCAGAACGCCAAGGGCGCUGCCGUUGGAAUCUUCCUCUUCAUCAUCAACGCCCUCCGUACCCGUACUGUGGGCGCGUCGGCGUCGACCUGCACCAACUGGAUCUGCAACUUUGCUGUGGUCAUGUUCACGCCGCUUUUCGCUGGCCAGAGUGCAUGGGGUGUUUAUCUCUUUUUCGCACUGUUCAACUUCAUCGGCUUGGUAUUCGGCUUCUUCUUCUAUGUUGAGACAGCCGGGCGUGAGCUUGAGGAGGUCGACAUAAUCUACGCGAAAGCCAAGGCCGAAGGCAAGAUGGCGUUCAGGGUCGCCCACGACAUGCCCAAGCUCAGCUUCGAAGAGAUUCUCGAACAUUCUCGCGACCUGGGAUUGGGUACCAACGAGCAUGUCGCACAUGAGAAGAGCGAGCUUGGCCUCAGCAGUGACAGUGGCCAGGAGAUUGAGGAGGUCCAGGAGAAGCGCUAG
This is a messenger RNA of Penicillium concentricum, 1578 nucleotides long. RefSeq names its product glucose-inactivated glycerol proton symporter STL1 (gene mfsA). Gene Ontology annotation, cellular component: membrane. The transcript is spliced from 2 exons. The record is from RefSeq and is a predicted model, not a curated record. Gene Ontology annotation, molecular function: carbohydrate:proton symporter activity. Bases 1 to 1578 code for a protein of 525 amino acids. Lineage: Eukaryota; Fungi; Ascomycota; Eurotiomycetes; Eurotiales; Aspergillaceae. Gene Ontology annotation, biological process: carbohydrate transport; transmembrane transport.